UAUUUAGAUUAUCUAGAAAUUAAACCCUAACCAACUAUAAACUUUAAAUAGUCCGCAGUUAGAUCAAUACGGAAAAUCUAGAAAAUCCCAUUUGCCAUUUUUCCCCUAAAAGUUAUCUUUUUUAAAGUAAACUAGAGUUCCAGCCUUAACUUGUAAAGUGAAUACGUACAGUCAGGAUCCAGUUAUGUUCGUGAAGUACGCGGAAUUUUUAACAAGAAAUGUUAUUCAUAUUUCCAAAUUACAUAAGAAAAAUGUUUCUGAAUAUUAUAAAACCAUGUAUGUUCUGCGCAUGCGUUACUCUAACACUGUUCUUCGACCAAUCCUAGUUCAGCCGUCUCAGCUGGACAGACGUUUCCUCCAAUCCCAGCCUAAGCACAGUUUCAUAAUACAAAACUAAUGUAAUAUCAGAAUCAACACAACAUUUAGUAAGUGAACACUCUUGUAUCAGUGUUUAACUGAGAGUUAUUAUUGUGUUGCAAACCUUGAUUAUGACUGGUUCUAAACAUUUAGUUAAUUAAAAACUGAACUCCAACGCGUGUUUGUGAAACAGAGAGGCGUAUUAAAUAUAAAAAUGUUUAAAAAAAUACUUAGUAAAUGCUCCUCUGGUAGCCGGGAAGAGAAAGAUUCAAUUGAAUCAACCAGUCGAAAUUCUGCCAGUAUUUUUCAAGUGACAUUGGUGAGCUGAUGAUAGAACAGUUUACUAGAAACCCUCGGGCCCGUCGGCGCAUGUUUCUAACCGACCCUUGGUCUUGUUUCUGCUGCGCCAGUAUACUGAUUGAUCCGGUCAGUGUAGCUUGCGGUCAUACUGCCUGUAAACAGUGCUUGUCAAAGGAGACAAACCAAUGUUGUCGCAAGUGUGGAAAGAAGUUUAGUGCUGUUCUCGAGGAUCCAGUCAACAACAUUCAGAUAAAGACUUCUAUCCUUGUAAGUGAACUUGUGAAGAAGUAUUGGGCGAAAGAAAUGAAAGUUUACGAAUUGAGAAACGAGGGAAAUAAACUCUUUCAACGUGGAGAGGAAGAGUUAUCAGUAAUAAGAUAUUCAGAAGCAUUUGCAUUAGUUGAGACUGAUCAUCUGUUGACAAGCAAUCGGUCUCAUGCUCUCUUCAAGCUUGGUAGAUAUCAGGAGGCUCUAGAGGAUGCAGAGCGAACUAUUAGUAUUCGACCGGACUGGGGGAAAGGAUACUUUAGAAAAGGAAUGGCUCUACAAGGAUUAGGAGAACAUGGCGAGGCCUUGGUUUCCUUUUUCGAGUGUCUAGUCCUAGAGGAGAACAUAUCCAAGCUUGUUAAGACUGAAAUAUACAAGGUUCUCUUCAGACUCGUCUCAGAGGAGAUUAGCAAGGUCGAGGAUGGUGUGGAGGUCGGUGUCGAGGCUGGGGUAGAGGCUGAGGCUGGGGUAGAGGCUGAGGCUGGGGUUGAGACUGGUGUUGAGGCUACUGAUACUGAAAAGUCUAAGCUAGAGCUUGAAAAGAGUGAGAAUGAGAGUGCUAUGAGUGUAGUGUUGGGUGGGAGUGAAAAGGAGUCCUAUAUGAGUGUGGCGGAUAAGACUGUAGUGAGCAGGAUGAGUGAAGGAGUGGCCGAUGAUGAUAAAAGUGAGACCGGGACGGAAAUGAGAAAAAGACUGCUGAUACCUAGAAAUAGGAAUGUGUGUAGGGCGAUAGAACAGAUAGAGGAACGAUUUUUCCAGAUCUCUGAACAAAAUUUUAAACCUGCCAAUAGAUUUAUUGACCCAGUGUUAGUGGAUGUCGCUGACUUUGAGUGCUCUCUUUGUUUUAGAUUACUUUGGGAGCCUGUGACGACUGUCUGUGGGCAUACCUACUGUAAAUCCUGUCUUGACCGGUCAUUAGACCAUCGCUCAGAGUGUCCACUCUGUAAAGCAGAACUAACUGUGAUAGCUGGAAGAAUGGAGGUGAACGAGUUUAUUGAUCAAACUAUCCGUCGAAUGCUUCCUUCUGAAUACCUGGAUCGACGGAAUCUCGUUGAAGAAGAAUUCUCCGAGUUGACCGGAACAAGAACCGACGGCAGAGUUGAGGUGCCUAUAUUUGUGUGCACUAUGAGCUUCCCUUUUAUACCAUGUCCUCUACACGUUUUCGAACCAAGAUAUCGACUCAUGAUUAGAAGGUUAAUUUUGUGUAGAUUUUCUGAUUACGGGACUAUGCUGGAAAUACGAGAUAUUAAAUAUUUUGCUGAUGGACGCAGCGUUGUAGAGACUAUAGGAUCCAGACGGUUUCGUGUGCUGGAGCGUGGCUCCCGGGACGGAUACAGUACUGCUGUAGUCGAGUUCCUAUUCGAUCUGGUUCCAGAAGGAGAGAGUUUAGUUGAGCUGAAAGAUCUGCAUGAUCAGACCCAGAGACUAGCUCUUACUUGGUUCAAUAAUAUGGAGCCUAGUGUUAAGACAAAUAUAAUAUCCCACUACGGAGUUAUGCCGGAAGUAGAACGGGAAUAUUGGAGUUCUCAAUCAGGGCCAGCAUGGUCUUGGUGGGUCCUGGCCAUACUUCCGCUAGAAACAUUAGCUCAGCAACAAAUUUUGUGUCAAACUUCACUGAAGAGAAGAUUAGAAGCUAUUACACGGAUAAUUGGGUACAUGAAGCGAAGAGCAGGUCAACCUUCUUAAAAUAGUUGUAAUUAAACUGGAGAGGAAGUCAACCUUCUUGAAAUAGUUGUGUUCAUAAAUUGGAGGGGUGGUCAACCUUCAUAGAACAGUUGUACACAAUCUGGAGAAGAGGUCAACUUUCUAGGAGAACAGUUUAAAAUAAAAUGGAGAGGUGUCAGCCCUUUAAAAAAAACAGUUGAACACAAACUGGAGAGGUGGUCAACCUUCAAAGAAACAGUUGCACACAAACUGGAGAGGAGGUCAACUUUCAUAAGACAUGCUUAGAACAGUAAAAGAUGUCGAUAUCUUUAAUUAGUUCGUAACCAUGACAAGAUAAAUUUUGAACUAAACUAGAUAUUCUUCUGGCGUGAAGUGUACGUUAUACCAGUGUACACAAAUUCUAAGAUUACAUGAUUUACCUUGACUAGUUAACUAACACAUUAAUGCAAGUUUGCAUUUCAAACCAUGUUUGAAUGCUUAAUGUACUCCAUAAACUUUACACUUUCUGAUCCCCGUGCUUGCAACAUACCAAAAAUGCGUUUAACACUAUUUUUUUUAUAUGUUAUCAUCUCGUAUUUUUCUAUUUCUGAAUACUCAGUAUACAGAUAAAUUACCUCCCUGUUUGAACACUUUUGUUUCAUUCCUGUACGUAUAUUAUCCACGUGUUUUUUUUGCUUCACUGGAUUAGUUCCCCGGAUUUUCUCACCUUCAAGUCACGUGGUUUAUUUUGUUUACCAGCUUGAAGCGCUUACGUGAUUCAUUCAGAACUCAUGAUAAAACUACUGUUAUUCUAUAGAGUAAUUUUUCGAUAGUUAGUUUUUUUUAUAAAUUUUGUAAGGAAAAUGUUACUUUUAAAUUAUUUCCCUUCUGUGGUGGGGGGUAAGUUUGUUUUUCUUAUUUCUUUUAUCGUCAUGUUAUGCUGAAAUUUUUCAAUUGUAAAUGUUUAAUGGGGGAGGGGGCUCAUCGGUGACCUUUAUUCUGAAUACUACCUGAAUCCUAAAAAAAAAUUAAGUAAUAGUUCUAUUGAAAAAGAAUAGGUUCGCGUUUAGUUAAUCAUCAGUCAUCACUAAUGUUUUUCAUUCAUCUCCAUUCUCUUAAUUCUGUAUUUUGAUUACUAAACAAUUUACUAUUUAUUAUGAAUAAAAAAGUUCUUAGUGA
This is a messenger RNA of Eurytemora carolleeae, 3747 nucleotides long. Its product is annotated as LON peptidase N-terminal domain and RING finger protein 3. Gene Ontology annotation, molecular function: protein binding. The record is from RefSeq and is a predicted model, not a curated record. Lineage: Eukaryota; Metazoa; Arthropoda; Copepoda; Calanoida; Temoridae.